Molecule: messenger RNA, 1259 nt
Organism: Mercurialis annua (annual mercury)
Lineage: Eukaryota; Viridiplantae; Streptophyta; Magnoliopsida; Malpighiales; Euphorbiaceae
Product: exopolygalacturonase-like
Exons: 3
Coding region: 1-1176 (391 amino acids)
Biological process (GO): carbohydrate metabolic process
Molecular function (GO): polygalacturonase activity
Source: RefSeq, a predicted model, not a curated record
AUGAUGAGGAUCUAUGGCUUAACAAUAGUAUUUCUUUUAUUUAGUUCAACCUUCCGAGUAUCCGAAGCUACCGGUACGUUCGAUGUUACGAAAUACGGUGCGAAAGCUAACGGAGAAGCCGAUAUUAGCAAGGCUUUAUUAAGUGCAUGGGAAGAAGCAUGUGACUCGGUGGGUGUAAGCACAGUUUUGAUACCGAAAGGCAAAUAUGCAUUACGCCAAGUGGAUAUCUCCGGUCCAUGUAAGGGCUCAAUGGUGCUUCGGCUCGAAGGAACGGUAGAGGCGCCGGUCGAUCCUAAUGAACUCAAGGGAGAUUUUUGGAUUGCUUUCAGUCACAUCGAUCAUUUUACAGUCACCGGCGGAGGAACUUUUGAUGGACAAGGUGAAAUGACAUGGAAAAAAUAUAAUUGUAUGGAGAAAAAAGGGUGCAAGGCACUCCCUAUUAGUUUGAGGUUCAAUUUUAUCGAUAAUGCCAUAAUCAAAGACAUAACAUCCCUCGAUAGCAAGAAUUUUCACGUUAAUGUCAUGGGCUGUAAAAAUAUCACUUUCCAACGAUUUAACGUCGUUGCACCAGGGCACAGCCUGAAUACGGACGGGAUUCAUAUCGGACGUUGUAACGGUGUCAAGAUUCUCGACAGCUCAUUCGGUACUGGUGACGAUUGUAUCUCCAUCGGCGAUGCUAGCCAGCAAAUAACAGUGAAAGGAGUGACAUGCGGACCUGGACAUGGCAUUAGUAUUGGAAGUUUGGGAAAAUAUCCAAAUGAAGGACCUGUGUCCGGUGUUUUUAUCUCAAAUUGCACCAUUUUUAAUACUGAUAAUGGUCUUAGAAUCAAAUCUUGGCCAGCUUUGGAAAAUGGCAUGGCUUCUAAUUUGCGAUUUGAGGAUAUUAUAAUGAAGAAUGUCUCCAACCCUAUUCUCAUUGAUCAAAUGUAUUGUCCAUGGAAUCGGUGCAACAAAAAUGGUCAUUCAAAAGUUAAGAUAAGCGAUGUUAGCUUUAAAAACAUAAGAGGCACUUCUACAACGCCUAUUGCAGUCCAACUAAUUUGCAGCAAAGGAAUUCCUUGUGAGAAUGUAAAACUCAGUAAUAUUGAUCUCAAAUUGAUCGGCGGAGGUGCCACCAAAUCUCAAUGUUCUAAUGUCAAACCUGUAAUUACUGGAGUAGUACCUGCUGGAUGUUAAUGCGGAAGAGUUGCACUUAUAUCUUGGUUUAAUUUCUCCAUAUUUUUGUAUCAUUAUGCCUCAAAUUUUCAAUUUGAUGUGUA